This is a messenger RNA of Aphanomyces astaci, 1067 nucleotides long. RefSeq lists its product as hypothetical. Lineage: Eukaryota; Oomycota; Saprolegniomycetes; Saprolegniales; Verrucalvaceae. The transcript has a single exon. The record is from RefSeq and is a predicted model, not a curated record. Bases 37 to 1014 code for a protein of 325 amino acids.
UUUCAUUUUCACUUUGGUGCCGUCGCUACGUCCUCCAUGAUGCGAGUCCUUGCUUCUAUCGCACUUACCGCAGCGUUCAUCCAUGCCCAGGGCGGCAUCGGCCUCGGUCCCCCGGUUCUACCUGAUGUGCUAUCUACGCUUCUAGAAGCGUACAAACCGCUCUUGACGGACUACGCCAUGUCGGACCUCCCAGCGACCAUUGGCAACUGCAACGAAGCGAACCCACCGCUUCCGUGCACUGAAACGGGCAAUUUGUACGAUACGCAGUCAACCUUCUACCAAGUUCGUGCCCGAUGGGUGUCAGGGCUCAAUACCAUGCGCUUGACCGACUUGAAGAUGACGUUCGACGACGCUGGUGCGAUGACUUUGGCUCUUCAAGCCAACUUUGCUCAGUUACCAGUGAGUUUGCUGGUCAAGGGGUGCGGCGGGUUCCUUGGAUGCGCCAUGGUGCUGGACAACGCCAAGUCGUGCUGCGGCUCGGACAAGGCCGUCGCCAUGGUCGCCACCGCCAAGUGCAGCGAAACAUAUCCGUUUAUCACGGGGUUCGCACUGACCGAGGCAAAGAUCACACCUGCGAUCAACGUGGAGAUUGACAUCUUCGGGAAACCUUUCAAGGUGGCGGACGCCACCCCGUCGAUCGAGACUGGACUCAAGGAUGCCGCGGGCAAGUUCUUGGCCACCAAAGGCUUGGACCUGUUCAACAACCAAGUCAAGCAGUUGUUUGGCGACAAGAUCUAUUGCUCGCAGCGCUCCAAAGAUGCCCAGACGACCACGGUGGCCCCCACGACCACCAAAGUCCCGACGACGACCGUUGCUACUACGACCAAGGCGCCCGCAACCACCGUCACCACGCCGCCAACAGUUACAGAUGCGUCUUCCGCCGGCAACACCACCUCCCCUGGCCCCUCGCCGACUUCCACGGCUUUGAAGCCCGUCCCCACGUCCGCAGUGUCAAUCGCUCUUCUAGCAUCAACAGCAUUAGCAGUUGCAGUGGUCGUCGCUAAUGGCGUGUAGGCGUCAUCAUAUCACGAAAACCAUCAUUUUAAUGCACAUUGAUUUUGACCUUC